Symbiodinium sp. CCMP2592 is the source of this 546-nucleotide messenger RNA. The record is from the annotation of a GenBank genome assembly. Lineage: Eukaryota; Dinophyceae; Suessiales; Symbiodiniaceae.
AUGCAGCUCUUCACGUGGAUGUUUGCCUUGUUUGCCCUUGUCAUCAACGGCGUGGCUGCCCACCGCAUCAGCACGCACUCCAUCGACACGAGCGGAAGCUUUGUCAUGAAGGAGGAACGCAGGGGUUUCGAGUACAGGGCAGCUUCGGCCAUCAAGGAAAAGGACUCGACCAUCAAUCAGCAGGCUUCGAGACUCGAGCGAUUGAGGCAACCUGGCCAUUUUGUGUGGAACAUCUCAGGUGAAGACUUCUCAAAGAUGACCUAUAGCAAUUAUGUGGACAGUCCCAAGUUCGCGCUUUUGCAUGACGGCGGGUUUUGGUUGCGUUAUUAUCCCAAAGGACAGUUCUGGAGCUUCGAUGGGUGGGCAUCCGUCUACUUGAUGCACGACACGGAGUGCAGUUUGUACGGGAGUAUGACAGCGGACUCCGUUUCAACCACAAUCGGAGGGCUCUCAACAUCAUGGGGCCGGAAAAGAUUUUUACUGACGCCGAAGCUCCACGGAAUCAGUGUGAACCUCACGAAGUCGCAUUGCGAGGUUGCAGGAUAA